AUGUCUCCUAAUAAUAUCCUAAAGUUAUAUAAUAACUACGAAAUAUUCGCCGACGCUAAGGAUACUACUAUAUCCAAGAUUCGAAAGCAGGUUAUCAAAGAUUUGCCAAAGCUCUGUAAGGGACGUAAAGAACAUACUCAAAGAAUCGCUGAUAUCUUAUCACGGCUUUUACAAUCUGAUGAUACUACAGAAAUUAAUGUGGUCACCAACUCAUUGAGGAGUGUAUUAAAAAGUGAUCCAAAAGGAGCACUCACAGGCAUAUUUGGUCAAAUACACCGUACCACAAAUGGAGAGGUUGCUAAUGAAAUUUUAAGGGCGCGCUGUAUCAAAUUUUUGGCGACUCAAGUUAAACAACUUGGACGAGAAAUCAUAAACAAGGAAGCAGAAGAGCUAAUUAUUUAUGAAUGUAAAAAAAUAUUAAAGAAUGUUGUUGCUGAAGAGUUCGAGCACAUCAUGGAAUUACUUACCUGGUCCAGACUUGGUAAAACUCCAGCAGGAAAAAGGGAAUUAGUGCAACUAGUGGCAUCAUUAGCGUUCUCCCAAGAAGACUGGCAUCCGGAAGAUCCAAAAUAUGUUGAUAGACUCAUAGAAUGCUCUCGACAUGCUUUACCAUUAUUUUCUUCCCAAGUAGAUUCAUCACAGUUUGUCAAGUUCUUCUGUGACCACGUGUUAACCCGUUGGGAUGAUAUAACUACAACAGGAGGUCAUGCUGAUUCAAAGUUGGAAUUACUGAAAAUAUUAGCUGAAAUUACAGAGUUCUGUAGAGAUGUGGAAAAAUUGCAAGAGAAAAUAAUUGCUGUUUAUGAUAUUCUUCUGAAAUACUUGCCAGAGUUUCCAGUUGCUACUAAGGAAAAUGGUGCAGAUAGAAUUAAUCAAGGAACUGAAACUAAACCAGAAGAAUGUUCAGCUACUCCAUCUUUACAGUUUUCUCAUAUGGAAUGUGUAUUGUUUGCACUACAUUCGUUGUGUCGCAUAUCACCAGAGACACUUGGCGCUGAUACUGUUCGACUAAGAACUUUGCGUUUACGUUUGCAAUAUACUGCAAGACUAACACAAGGUGCACAGGGCAGUAAAGGACAACAAGACUUUGAAGAAAACGAAUUGGAAAUUCCAGCACCAAAGACAAUAUCAAAUAUCAACAUUCUCAUCGGAGAUAUAUUCCGUACUCCACUAAGAAUUAAGAGUAAAGUACAGUUGUCGUUCCAGUCCACUAAACAACCCAAGAAAGAGGAAAAACAAGAUAACGCAGUAAACAAAGACAAACUAGUCUCAGCACAAAAACGACACCGGCCAAUUACAUUCGAUAAUGAUGACGAAAACUUCGCCUCUGAAAAACGAGCCCGCACUAGCGAUAACAUUUACAAACCAUCGUUUAGAAAAUACAGUUCUAGAAAAGGUCUCUCAUUCUCUCUCCGCGGCUUUAAAGGUCGAGAAUGGUAUGGCAGGCGCGUCUUACACGACAACGACGCAACAGAUUAUUAA
Diatraea saccharalis (sugarcane borer) is the source of this 1482-nucleotide messenger RNA. The record is from the annotation of a GenBank genome assembly. Lineage: Eukaryota; Metazoa; Arthropoda; Insecta; Lepidoptera; Crambidae.